Hypomesus transpacificus is the source of this 2841-nucleotide messenger RNA. RefSeq names its product leucine rich repeat containing 40 (gene lrrc40). Gene Ontology annotation, molecular function: protein binding. The record is from RefSeq and is a predicted model, not a curated record. The coding region runs from base 70 to 1875 and encodes 601 amino acids. Lineage: Eukaryota; Metazoa; Chordata; Actinopteri; Osmeriformes; Osmeridae. The transcript is spliced from 15 exons.
AAACGUAGAACGGCGCACAGAAACCGGGAUAUUAUUCCAUCUAAACUGACAAGCCAAACACUAGCAAGGAUGUCGCGUUUCAAAGGAUGUGCCAAAGUAGAUUCCAAAGCAGGAUUCAGAACAGAGAAAGAGGAACCGGCGGUUCCAUAUGGAUUAUUGAAGACUGCCAGAAAAAGCGGUCAACUAAACCUGUCUGGUCGGGGUUUGACUGAAGUACCCCAAAGUGUUUGGCGACUGAAUCUUGACACCCCGGAAGAGGCCAAACAGAACGUGACUUUUGGUUCCGAUGACCGUUGGUGGGACCAGACAGACCUCACCAAACUCCUGCUCUCCUCGAACAAGCUAGAAGUUCUGUCAGAGGAUAUCCGUUUACUGCCUGGUCUGCUAGUCUUGGAUAUUCAUGACAAUCAGCUAAGCAGCAUCCCAGCAGCAAUCGGAGAGUUAACUCAGCUGCAGAAACUUACCCUGAGUCACAACAAGCUGAAGGAGCUUCCUGUGGAGGUGUGGUCUCUGAAGAACCUGCGAUGCCUUCACCUGCAGCACAACCAGCUAGAGGAGCUGUGUGCGGAGGUGGCUCUGCUCACCGACCUGGAGGAGAUGGACUUGUCCUCCAACCAGCUGACUUCUGUCCCGGACAGCCUUGGUAACCUGGGCAGCCUGGUGAAGCUCAGCCUGGCUAACAACCACCUGAAGAGCCUUCCUGGUGGCAUCAGCACCAUGAGGAACCUGCGCCUGCUUGACUGCACCCACAACCAGCUGGAGAGCAUCCCAUGCAUCCUGGCUGAGAUGGCGUCCCUGGAGCAGCUCUAUCUCCGACACAACCGCCUCCGCGCUCUGCCCCAGCUGCCCGCCUGCCGAAGCCUUAAGGAGCUGCAUCUGGGCAACAACCAGAUCGAAGCCGUGGAGGCGGAGCUUCUGGAGCACCUUGGCUCUCUGAGUGUUCUAGAACUGAGGGACAACAAGGUGAAGAGCCUGCCGGAGGAGAUCUCUCUGCUGCGCAGCAUAGAGCGCCUGGAUCUGGUCAACAACGACAUCAGCGCCCUGCCCAGUUCUCUAUGCCUGCUUCCUCAGCUGAAGAUGUUGACUCUGGAGGGCAACCCCUUGAGAGGCAUCAGGAGAGACAUCCUGACGAAAGGCACCAACGAGCUGCUCAGAUACCUGAGAGGGCGACUGAAAGAGGAGCCAGACGGGGGUCCGGGGGAGGAGCCAACCACUGCCAUGACCCUGCCCAGCCAGGGUAGGGUCAACCUCCACAACGUCCGCACUCUCAAGAUCCUCGACUACAGUGGGAAGCAGGAGGCGUGUGUUCCUGACGAUGUCUUUGAGACAGUGGGGGGAGAAACCGUGACAACGGUCAACUUCAGCAAGAACCAGUUCACUGCUGUGCCACCCAGGCUGGUUGAGCUGAAGGACUCGCUGUCAGACCUCAACCUGGGAUUCAACAAGCUGCCCUGCCUCUCUCUGGAACUCUGCAUGCUGCAGCAGUUGGUGCAUUUAGACCUCAGGAACAACCUCCUUACUGCCCUGCCGAUGGAGUUGGAAGCCUUGAUGAAACUGAGGAGCAUCGUCUUGUCUUUCAACAGGUUCAAGUCCUUCCCGGAGGUCAUGUACCGCGUGGUUACCCUGGAGACCAUCCUGUUCAGUAACAACCAGUUGGCGGCGGUCGACGCGCUGCAGCUGCGCUCUCUGGGUGUCCUCUCCACCCUGGACCUUGCCAACAACGACCUCAUGCAGGUUCCCCCUGAGCUGGGGAACUGCACCAGUCUGAGGGCUUUGAUGUUGGACGGAAACCCGUUCCGGAACCCCAGAGCGGCGAUUGUUGCCAAGGGGACCGAAGCUCUGCUAGAGUACCUGCGUAGCAGGAUCCCGGCCUAGCCAAUCAAAUCCAAGUACAGCCACUCCACAGCCAAUCAGCUCAGGAGAGGUUGUGAAUCACCAACUUGGCGUUGUGUCUAAUGAGAACUUAAGGCAUUCCAAUCCACAAACUCACUCAGUAUGUACCUAUUUGUCUAGAGGUAUUUACAAUUAAUCCAAUGCUCUGUUGAUUUCACAGACAUGUGAAAUUAACCCAAGUAAAACAAAAAUUGGGGAAUAAUGUUUUAACUGACUGAAAAUCUAUUACUUGUUCUGGGUGUUUUGCCUGUGUGCAUGUUUAUUUUAGAAUGUGUUCAUCAUUGCAAGACAAUCUUCCACCCACAGCACAUAUACUGACAUUCACACUGGGGAUCAUUUUGUCCCAAUGAAACAUCAUGUGUUCAUCCGUGUGUGUCUGCAUGCACCCCAUGUGGUGAUUUAUGAUAUAGUGAAUGCCAGAUGUCUGUGGACGAUAUGUGUGUUGUGUACACAUCCAAUAAACAUCAAUCAGCUGACGCAUUUUUGGGAACGCUGUUGUCUCUCUGUCUCAUAAUGAUGACCUCACGCUUAGCAAGGUCCAUCUCUAUCACGCUGUUGUCAUGCGGUAGCGCUGCUUAGAUACGGUACCAACAGACAGCCCACCAGGAAAAUAACAAUGGUGACAUUUUUCUUUUUAUUGUUUGUACAAUAGAGACUUUAGUACAUUAUUGAAAACACCUCUUAUAUACUGAAAAACUGUUCACCCAAAGCUGAAAAUGGCUCUGGUAUUUGUGGCACAUAUUUUUUGUCCAUUUUAUACAUAUUUCUGUAAAAAUGUAUCUUGAGUAUGUACAGGUAGUCUGCAAAAUGCAUUCUUAUCACAUGAUAUAAUAUAUACUUCGGCAAUUAAAUUUCUUUGUGUUACAGAAAUAAAACCGGAAGAAUUUAAACUUGCAUGUGCAAAUAAAUAAAUUGUAUAAUAAACUUACUGAAUCUGUCCCAACUAAA